Molecule: messenger RNA, 2067 nt
Organism: Carassius auratus (goldfish)
Lineage: Eukaryota; Metazoa; Chordata; Actinopteri; Cypriniformes; Cyprinidae
Product: SLAM family member 9-like
Exons: 4
Coding region: 1-816 (271 amino acids)
Source: RefSeq, a predicted model, not a curated record
AUGUUUCAUGUGUUUGUUUUGUUCUGUUUGUGCUCGUGCCGUCUGAUUGGUGUGUUUGGUGCUGAAGCAAACAAAAUGCUUUCAGUGUCAGUGAUGGAGGGAGAUUCUGUCACUCUAAACACUGAUGUUACUGAAUUUAAUGUCGGCAGGAUAGUGUGGAAAUUUGGAGCUGAAAAGUCUCUCAUAGCAAUGAUCAAAAGGAACAAACAAAACUCUACAUCUGAUGUUCUUGAUGAGAGAUUCAGAGACAGACUGAAGCUGGACAGACAGACUGGAUCUCUGACCAUCACAAACAUCACAACUCAACACGCUGGACUCUAUGAAGUAAAUAUAAAUGGAGCGAAACGGUUAACAAAAACAUUCAAUGUUUCUGUCUAUGCUCAGGUGUCUGUUCCUGUCAUCAGCAGAAACUCUUCACAAUGUUCAUCUCCAUCAUCAUCAUCUUCAUCACAGCAGAAUUGUUCAUUGUUGUGUUCAGUGGUGAAUGUGAGUCAUGUGACUCUCUCCUGGUACAAAGGAAACAGUUUAUUGUCCAGCAUCAGUGUGUCUGAUCUCAGCAUCAGUCUCUCUCUACCUCUGGAGGUGGAAUAUCAGGAGAAAAACAGCUACAGCUGUGUGAUCAACAAUCCCAUCACAAACCAGACCACACAUCUCAACAUUACUGAACUCUGUCAACAAUGUGCAGAUCAGGGACUACCUUUAUUAUACGUAGUGUUGAUUUCUGCUGCUGGAUCUCUGUUGAUUGUAGCUGCAGUCGUGAUGUGCUGCAUCUGCAGGAAACUUAGUAAAAAUGACAGAGAAGGCAAGUGUCAAUAACUUAUUUUAAACAAGACUCCAUUAAAAGCCAAAAUGAACACUAUCGUUCUCAUAAUUUUGUCUAUUUUAAUUUAGUCCAUCUAGUUUUAUAUAUAAAUUAUAUAUGUAUAAAAUAUAUAGUUAUAUAUUUAAAUAAAUAGUAUGUAUUAAUGCUAACAUUUGAGCCUUGAUAAGGAUACACAUGUAAAGAAACCGAUCUAGUUAAGAUUGAUUAUUUAACGCAUCUAUUGCAUCUAUUGUUGCAGUUCAGACUUGUGUAGAAAUGAUAAUUUCUGCUGAGCCAACAUUCUACAAAAGAAAAACACAGUUGGUAAGAUCUCUGUAUUUUGUUGCAUGUGUGAGUAGAUCAGAAACAGGCAGGAGAAUCAGAAUAGUGAUUCAAGCUGAUUUAACUGGCUAAAACACACAUUAACCUAGAUGAAAAUCAACAAACACAGAUGGAGAACUGUGAACUUAAGUAACAAACACAAAUGAGGAUAAUUGAGGCAACAGUUAAUUCCCCAAAUAAAUUAAGUGAACAGUACGUUUAUUUUAGCAGAAACAUUCUGUAAAACUAUCUGACAGGAAAGUAAAGCCUUCAGAAAGUGAAAGUCAUAACAAUGCACACAUUUCUCAUGGUUUGCACAACAAUCAAUAAGACAUAUUCCUUUUAAAUCAUGUAAUUAAAGUCAGAUCUCCAAGACCGAUGUUUGCCACCCCUGGUCUAAAACAAAAGUUGUAAAAAUUCAGAAAAACUUUAAGAGCUCAUAAUUUGUUUAAAAAUAUAACACAUGAUAUUACAAUAUUACACAUGUUUGGGGGAAGCUGUACUCUAAUAGUUAGAGAGUUUGACGGCAAUACCACGACUGAGGUGCCCUUGAGAAAAGCAAUUUUUGUAAGCUAUAGCUUCUGACUUUUAAAUCAAAACAUACUCAUGAUUUUAUGGCAUCAAUUACUGCUUAAUUUAAUCAGAAACACAGUUAAAUAUUAUUUGUGUAUUUUGCUUUGAUUUUAGUAUGGAAGAAUGCCUACAGCACGCCCUAUGGAAUUAAAACUCCUGCUGCUGUACAUGCUAUUAAUGUUUACUGUCACACACCGAACGCCUCAUUCUGUAUGUGCAUCCUCAGUUUAAAUGCAGCGAGUCCAAUCACCAUUCAGGCAAAACUUUGCUUCAAGAAUGAGCCACAAUGCUGACUUGAUCUUAUCGCUAGCACACCCUGAGGAUAUGUGAGGUAACAUAUUCCUCUUAUUGGCAAGAAAUAUCGGCAUAAA